Molecule: messenger RNA, 3580 nt
Organism: Cryptotermes secundus
Lineage: Eukaryota; Metazoa; Arthropoda; Insecta; Blattodea; Kalotermitidae
Product: zinc finger protein 90
Exons: 8
Coding region: 402-3191 (929 amino acids)
Biological process (GO): regulation of transcription by RNA polymerase II
Cellular component (GO): nucleus
Molecular function (GO): RNA polymerase II cis-regulatory region sequence-specific DNA binding; DNA-binding transcription factor activity; zinc ion binding
Source: RefSeq, a predicted model, not a curated record
UUAUUAUUAUUUUAAACAGAUGCAGAAAGCGGAUAUGUGCUUAUCUCGAUAUUACGGAACAUAUUAAAUGUGCUCUGAUUGCAAACCAUAUGAAAUUACGAAUAUUUUUAAGCCAAAAAAAAAAUAUUUUGUGUGCUGCUUGAAUACUGUGAAUGUUAUACAAUUGUCAUUGCAGGCCUAAGAGAGCUAAGAGUAAAGAACGCAAAGGGUACUGUACAUUUGAACACAGUUUAGCUGAUGCAUGGUGCUUUUUUCCCCUCGUUAUACUAUAUUAGACGAACUGUAAUAAAUAAAAUAACAUUUUAUAUGUUUUGAAUAUUUGUAGACAUUUCAAGUGUAAUAGAUUGAUGCACUGAAGAGUAAUUUCAUUAAUAUUACAUUUAGUUCCUAGAAAAAAUAUCAUGUCCAUUCCAUUUUUUAAUAUGCCACUGAACUUUGCUAAUGUUUGUCGACUUUGUAUGCAAGAGAAGUCAACAUUACUUUCCCUCUUCAUUGACACCGAAGUUAGUGAUCAAGUUACACCUCUGCGCUGCAAAAUAAUGAGUCUGGCACCAGGUGUUAAGGUGGACGCAUAUGAUGGUCUUCCAACUCAUGUUUGUCGACAAUGUGUGAAUCAGGUUAAUGUAUCCUAUAAUUUUAAAAAACAAUGUGAAAUCUCUGAUGCUACUUUCCGGGAGUUGCUGAGAAAUCACAAAUCAGGUUCCCAGUCUUGUGAGGGAAAACAGAAUGAAUCACAAAAUUCUUUGAAUCCAGCAGAAGAUCCACCAGAAAUCUGGACAUAUGUAAAAGUGAAAGCUGAGCUGGCUGAUGAAAACGAUCCAGAAGGUGGAGUGGAACAAGAGUUUCCAGCUGCAAUUUGUUCAUUAACAGAACAAGAUCAUGAUUUGAAUUCAAGUACAAUGGAUGAAGCACCUCUCAGGCAAGGCACAGAUGAAGAUUCAAAAAACCUUGGGGAUAAUUUACAUUUAUUCAGUAAAAGUAUGUCAUAUACUAUGAAAUGUGACAGGGAGUUUUCAUCAGGUGAUGAUUCUCUUGGAUCCAAUUAUAGUACACAGAUGAAAUCCCAGAAUGCAAGAAAGAGAUUUGUAUGUCUUGAAUGUGGAAAGCACUUUGUACAAAAACAGCACCUUAUUUCACACAUGAGAACACAUACAGGGGAACGACCAUAUCAGUGUAAGGAAUGUGGCAAAACUUUUGCACAGACUGUACAUCUAAAAAAUCAUCAAAUUACUCAUACACAGUUGAAACCAUUUAGCUGUUCAGAAUGUGGCAAAUGUUUUGCUCAGAACAUACAUUUAAAGAACCAUCUUAGCACACAUACUGGAGAGAAGCCAUAUGGUUGUAAUUUAUGUGGUAAGACAUUUGCACAGAAUGUUCAUUUGAAAAAUCACCUUAGCACUCAUACAGGUGAAAAACCAUUCCGUUGUACAGAAUGUGGAAAAACAUUUUCACAAAAUAUACACCUUAAAAAUCAUUUGAGUACUCAUACUCAUGAAAAACCGUACGGUUGUACUGAAUGUGGCAGAACUUUUGCCCAAAAUAUACACUUGAAAAAUCAUCUUGCCACUCACACAGGCGAGAAGCCUUAUGGAUGUACGGAAUGUGGAAAGCAUUUUGCUCGCAGUGGUCAGUUGAAGGAACACAUGAAGCUUCAUUUGGGCUUGAAACCUUUUGCAUGUGUUGAGUGUGGGAAGAAAUUUGCGCAGAACAUUCAUAUGAAAAAUCAUUUAGCAACACAUGCAUCACGGAAUACACAAAAAGAACAAACUGUGGAAAGGAAGUAUUUGUUAACGUUUCUUAUUAUGGCGUUAAACUGUAACAGUAUCUGUCGGCUUUGCAUGGGGAGGAACGAUUCGUUAUUGCCCCUCUUCAGUGAUAGGAAGGGCGAAGUCAUUUCUCUUACAGCAAAAAUUAUGAAUUUCGUUCCAAGCGUGAAGCUCCUUUCUGGUGAUGGCUUACCAGCCCAAGUAUGUCGGCGGUGUGUACGGCUAGUGAACAUGUCAUACAAAUUCAAACAACAAUGUGAAAGUUCAGAUACAGCAUUGCGCCAGUAUUUAAGAAGUCAGCCAUAUACUGGAAAUUCUGAUGAAAUACUGCAUUCUGUGUUCCAAACUGACAAUAAUGAAGAAUGCUGGAAGGUGGAAAUUGUAAAAAAUGAAGUUUUAGAGGAGGAUGUUUCACUAGGUGAACCUGCCGGACAUAGUGACAGCAGUGAUGACCAAAGAUUUCCAGAAGAAGGCGGUAAUGGUGACCAAAAUGAACUGAAAACUUCACAAGCUGGACCUUCCACUGUAGAGAAUGAAGGCUAUAGUAAGAAGCUAAAGAAAGCAAAUAUUAUAUCAAGAAAGGAUGUAAAGGAAAAGAAAACUGGAAAGAAAUGGGAAUCUUGUGAUUUUUUUAAUAAUGGAAGUGAUGUUAAAGCUGAAAAUGACAAAACAAAUGAAUCUGAAGAAUUUGCCUCUGUAACACAUCCAGGAACAAGUGAUAAUGAUGAAUUAAUAAAUGAUGUAAAAAUCGAACCUUUUAUUAAAUUAGAAGUGAAAGUACCAAAAGUGAAAGAAAAGAAAAGUUUUCUGUGUCAUGACUGUGGAAAGAACUUCGCACGUAAGCAACAUCUGUUACUACAUUUGAGAACUCACACAGGAGAGAAACCAUUCUCAUGUAAAGUUUGUGGUGAAAGUUUUGGUAUGAGUAGUAAUUUGAACAAACACUCGAGAAUCCAUACUGGAGAGAGGCCGUUUCUAUGUACAAUGUGUGGUAAAUGCUUUGGCAGGAGUGAUACACUAACUAAGCACAUGAGAUGUCAUACGGGGGAGAAACCAUUUCACUGUAAUAUGUGUGGCAAUAAUUUCGGACGUAGUAGUACAUUAAUCAACCACAGGCGUACUCAUUUUGGGGAAAAACCAUAUUUAUGUACUGAAUGUGGUAGAAGAUUUGUGCAGAGCUAUGAUCUAACAAAGCAUAUGAGAGCACAUACCGGAGAGAAGCCUUAUCGAUGUACGGUUUGUCAUAUGAGUUUUGGACAGAAACAUAGUUUGAAUAAGCACAUGAGAAGUCAUACAGGUGAAAUUCCAUUUGCACCUAUAGAAUUCCAGAGAACAAUGCCUUAUGUUCAUUACAGACCAGCUGUGGCAGAUUUGUCAAUGGAGAGGAAUACAGUAUUAACUGGAGGUGGACCCCAGAUUCAGUGAAGACCAUGAGUACAUAUGAAUUUGUUCCUAUUCACAGAAAUGUAUUUGUUACAUUUGUAUUACUCAUUUUGCCUGUGUGGUAAAUCUGGUACUGCAGAACCAACAUUUGAAAUGUGCUCUAAAUAUUUUACUCACAGGUACAUACAUUCAACACUGAAGCUUAAUAAUGGCUAAUUUUUGAAGUCACUGGCUAAGUUUACUAGUGCAAAGUCCUGAAUGUAAUCUGCUUUUUGGGGAUUUAUACACGAUGAACCAUUCAGCUGAAAGUGCUUGAAAACAAUUUUGGAAUUCCAACUUUUAACGUAAUAUAGCUUUAAUUGUACAGGGUGGGGCGCAGAAACUUCCUUUUUGUGAAGACACAUUGUGAAGGGAGGGGACGUCGCAGAAAA